Molecule: messenger RNA, 1903 nt
Organism: Rhinichthys klamathensis goyatoka
Lineage: Eukaryota; Metazoa; Chordata; Actinopteri; Cypriniformes; Leuciscidae
Product: cathepsin A-like
Exons: 11
Coding region: 47-1441 (464 amino acids)
Biological process (GO): proteolysis
Molecular function (GO): serine-type carboxypeptidase activity
Source: RefSeq, a predicted model, not a curated record
GCCAUAGACAGUAAAAGAAAGCAUCUCGCUGGAGUCUUCGAGGUCCAUGUCCAUCAGACUGUGUAAAAUGUUUUCUCUCCAUGUCUUCCUCUGUCUUCUGUCCGUGUCGGUGCAUGUCGUGAGCGGCAUGUAUGAUCCAGACGAGGUGCUGGAUCUGCCGGGUAUGUCUUUUAAACCCAAUUACCGUCAGUGGUCAGGCUAUCUGAAGGCGAGUUCGGGCAAGUUUUUGCAUUAUUGGUUUGUGACGUCUCAGAGGGACCCGCUCAAGGACCCAGUCUUGCUGUGGCUGAAUGGAGGUCCGGGAUGCAGCUCUUUGGAUGGGUUUCUAUCAGAGAAUGGACCCUUUCAUGUCAAUGAUAAUGGAGCCACUCUUUACGAGAACGAAUUCAGCUGGAAUAAAAUCGCCAAUGUUCUGUAUCUUGAGUCUCCUGCUGGAGUGGGUUACUCCUACUCAGAUGACCAAAAAUAUCAAACCGAUGAUGAUGAGGUGGCGGAUAACAACUACCUGGCUUUGCAAAGCUUUUUUACCAAGUUCCCAAAUUUCACCCAGAAUGAGUUUUUCAUUUUUGGCGAGAGUUAUGGAGGCAUCUAUGCACCCACACUCAGUCUGAGAGUUGCCACUGGAGGCCAGCUUAAAGUGAACUUUAAGGGCUUUGCUGUUGGAAAUGGCAUUAGUAGUUUUGCACUAAAUGAUCAAUCACUAAUCUACUUUGGUAACUAUCACGGCCUGUUUGGAGAACAGUUGUGGAAGGAUCUGAAUGACAACUGCUGUCAAAAUGGAGUCUGUAACUUCUACAAUAAUUCUAAAGAGUCCUGCUCUGACAUGGUAUCGCAUGCAUUUAAUAUAGUCUAUAGCUCUGGGUUGAAUACAUAUGCGCUGUAUCUUGACUGUGCUGGUGGUGUCACAUCUCAGAGAGCCAUGAAGCACCUUUUUAUAAACUUCAGGAAACAUUGGGAAGCUAAUCAGUUAGUAGGAAAUACUCCAAAUGUUAAGGGAGUUCCUCCAUGCAUCAAUAGUACCGCUCAGAUAAACUGGCUUAACCGAGGAGAUGUGAGAAAGGCGCUGCACAUUCCUGAUGUCCUACCACCAUGGGACAUCUGCAGUGAUGUUGUGGGAAACCAGUAUCACACCAUUUACGAAACUGUGAAGGACGUCUAUGUGAAGCUGCUGACUUUGGGUCUGAGAGCUUUGGUCUAUAAUGGAGACACCGAUAUGGCUUGUAACUUCCUUGGAGACCAGUGGUUUGUCGAGCAGCUUGGACAGAAGGCAAGCACACAGUACCAGUCCUGGAUUUAUGAUAAUCAGAUUGCUGGAUUCUACCAGCAAUUUGGCAACAUCACUUUCCUCACAGUCAAGGGUGCAGGUCACAUGGUUCCUCAGUGGGCUCCUGGUCCAUCUCUACAAAUGCUACAGAGUUUCCUGUCUAAUAAGCCUUACUGAACUUCCUCCAGACCAUAUCCUGUCUUAAAGCACAAAAUCAGAUUUUCAGAAGUUGUCCUGGAUUGAUUUAAAGAAAGUGUGAUUUUUAUUCUGAACUUUUGAAAUUUGACAUGAAGAUGCAAGACAGUUUUCUCAGGGACUGCUGUGUGUAUUUGCAUAUGUUUGGGAAUUUAGUUAAGUGGUUUUUAUUUUGUUAUUUGUUUCAAUCUUUUUUUAUGCCUUUUUCCUUGAACACUGGGGGUGGUUCUCAUAGUGAUAUUUUUAAAAACAUGCACUUUUAAAAAUCACAUAAUCAAAGAUACACACUAGAGAUCUUCUUAAAACAGUAUUGAUGGAUAUUAUGUGGUUUUAAAAUGCUCAAAUUAUGUCUUUGCAUUAUUGGUUCGUUUUAUAAGAUUUCUGUUAAUUAAAUGAUUGCCAAGAGACUCUCUUUUGUAAGUUGUCAAAUAAAGUAUACUGAGA